UAUAGAACUUGAGCAACGUCAAUAGAAAGAAGUUAAAACGCAGUCGUGAUUGCAGGUGCAAGCAACGCAAAUCAAUACACUUCCAUGGCCAAGAUGCAGCUCUUUCUUCUUCAGUUGCUGGAAAUAAUAGCGGCAACAGCUUUGGUUGUUCUUGGCCAGUCUUCAUCUGGAGACACAAUGACCCCGAACAGCUCACUUAUUAAUGGCCAGACCUUGAUAUCAGCAGGAGGCAUAUUCCAGCUUGGUUUCUUCAGUCCUGAUAAAGAUUCAGAGAAUGGAUACUUAGGAAUUUGGUACUACAAUCGCCCGCCUGCAGGACAAAGCAUAGUAGCAUGGGUUGCCAAUAGGAACAGGUCUCUGAACAGAGCCUCCUCUUCACUGAACCUAACCUCUGAUGGAAAUCUAAUCAUAUUCGACGGAGAAACACUUGUUUGGUCGACGGGGAUAUCCACAGAAUCUAAUUCUGUGCACUUGCAACUUUUAGACUCAGGUAACCUUUUGUUGACGACUGAAAACUUUAGCAGGACUCUAUGGCAGAGCUUUGACCACCCAAGUGAUACACUUCUCCCUGGCAUGAAGCUUGGAUUUGACCUCCGAAGAAACACUUCCUGGCAGCUCGUCUCAUGGAGGAGCGACGUAGACCCUUCUCUGGGCAACCAUAUCAACAGGAUGGAGACGCAUGGGGUUGCAGAGUUCAUAGCAUGGAACGGAACCACCAAAAUUUAUCGAAGCGGACCAUGGAGCGGACAUGGAUUCGUUGGCCUUCCUCAGAUGAAGAACAGCACCUUGGCAAGGAGCGUAAACUUCACAUUCGUAUCCAACGAAAAUGAGAUCUAUUACACGACUGAAUACAUGGACCGGUCGGUGCUAUCACGGUCAGUGGUGAACACUGAUGGAAACUACGAGCGCUGGAGUUGGGACAACGGAGAAUGGAGACUCUUUUGGUCAUUUCCGGCGGAUGAAUGCGAUCAUUACAAUCUCUGUGGGCGUGGCAGCGUUUGCUCUUGGGGCUACUAUGCUUUCUCCUGCAGCUGCCUGCAAGGCUUUGCGCCGGCUAGUAACGGGUGCGUGAGGGAGAAGCCCCUAAAUUGCUUGUCGGACCAGGUUUGGAAGGUGCAGAACAUCAAGGUGCCUGACGCCGAGAAUGCCACAGCAUACGGCGUGAUCAGUCUGGAUGCAUGCAAGCGCUUGUGUUUGGGUAAUUGCUCCUGCGUGGCGUACGCUGUGCUGGAUGAGCCAAAUGGGUGUGUGACUUGGCAGGGUGACCUAUUGGAUCUGAGAUAUUAUACCGAUGGAGCAAAUGAUCUGUACAUUCGGCUUGCAGAAUCAUCAACAUCAAAGAGUAACAAGCAUGUGUGGGCGAUAACUAUACCAGUGGUGCUUGGAUUUCUGCUACUUUGUUGUACACUUGUUGCCACGAGGAGGAGAAACAGAGCCCAGAAACAAGGAACUCGGAAUCAUAUCGAGCCCUCGGCCAAGGGGACCAGGUUGAAAUUGCAGUUUCCAAAUGCGGAGAACGGUGACUUGCAGAGCCUCCCUGAACUUUCUAAUUCCAUGGCUAAUGAUGAUGUUUCAGAGCCGAUGUCAAACGAGAUUGACUCUGAGCAUUCUGGUAACUGUGAGUAUAGAGAAGUAGUUUCAAUCCUCGCAUUAGGGGUGCUACCUUGCUAUGAUUUAUGUACAAUAAAAGCUGCAACAAAUGACUUCUCUAAUGAAAACAAACUUGGGGAAGGUGGAUUUGGUGUUGUGUACAAGGGAGAGUUGCAAGAUGGACAAAAGAUUGCGGUCAAGAAACUAUCAAGAUACUCUUCACAAGGCCCAAAUGAGUUCCAGAAUGAGCUAUCACUAAUAGCCAAGCUACAACAUAGAAAUCUAGUUCGUCUUCUAGGCUCAUGCAUUGAGGGAGAUGAACGACUCAUCAUCUUGGAGUAUAUGGAAAACAAGAGCUUAGAUCGCUUCAUCUUCGACAAAACAAAGAGUCCAUUGCUAAACUGGCAAAAGCGUCUUGAGAUUAUAAAUGGGAUUGCUCGAGGGCUACUUUAUCUGCAUCAAGAUUCUAUAUUGAGAGUCAUUCAUAGAGAUCUUAAGCUAAGCAAUAUCCUCCUCGACAAGGAUAUGACUCCAAAGAUUUCAGAUUUUGGCAUCGCCAGGAUAUUUGAAGGUGAUGGAGUUUUAGAAAAUGUAACUACAAGACCAGUUGGGACAUUUGGCUAUAUGGCACCAGAAUACUUAACUGAAGGAGUUUUUUCAUUUAAAUCUGAUGUAUUUAGUUUUGGUGUGAUAGUAUUAGAAAUCUUAAGCGGUAAAAGAAACAAAAUAUUCAGUAACACAGAUGCUAGUUUAAAUCUUUUAGGACAUGUAAGUAGAACUUUUUUAUACACGUGCUUUUAUCUCCUUAAGAUAUUGUUUAGAAUUCAAAAUUUGAUCCUUUCUCAUUUGCAGGCAUAUAAACUUUGGAAGCAAGGCAGAUCUUUAGAAAUUCUUGACGAUACACUAGACCACUCAUAUCCUACUGCAGAAAUCCUUCGUUGCAUCCGACUGGGUCUUUUGUGCGUACAAGAUAAUUAUGAAGAUAGACCAACAUUGACAGAGGUGGUGAUGAUGUUGGCAAGUGAGGAUCAACUUUUGACACCACUCAAGCAACCUACGAUAACGUUAGCAAGUAGUGAAGGCGGUGCUACUACUAAAGAAAUUAGUCACUCAAUUACGGGUCGAUAAGCACUUCAAAAGCUCUCAUCAUCUACGUUUACAAAAAUAGACCUAGUUUGUGUACCAUGUUCCUUCAACUUCAACAAAGUGUGUGCGUGGCUGGCUAAUUUGGAGACUGCACACUGGCUGACUAAUUCAACAGCGUGUCAACAUCCAAUUAGAAAAAUAAUGGGAGCGUCUUGGAGUCAUUGGCUCCCUCCCUUCUCCUCGAUCGAUCCUAUGCCGUUAAAUGAAUCCAAAGUUGUUGCUCACAAAUCUAGCAAUAUUAAAUAUUUA
Molecule: messenger RNA, 2985 nt
Organism: Zingiber officinale
Lineage: Eukaryota; Viridiplantae; Streptophyta; Magnoliopsida; Zingiberales; Zingiberaceae
Product: G-type lectin S-receptor-like serine/threonine-protein kinase At4g27290
Exons: 8
Coding region: 85-2718 (877 amino acids)
Biological process (GO): protein phosphorylation; recognition of pollen
Molecular function (GO): ATP binding; protein serine/threonine kinase activity
Source: RefSeq, a predicted model, not a curated record